UAGUAUCACGUAUCGAAUGUGAAUCAGUACGUAUUACUCGUAUCAAGAGACGACCGACGCAAGGAAGCGAAAUCACGCAAUGAUAAUUAAUAUUAAAUCGCAGAAUGGAGACAGAACUCACUCAGUUAUCAAACGCCGAGCGAAUUGUGUGUUUGCCUCUUGUGUGUUCAACAAGUUUUAUCUGAACUUCGCAAUAUGAGCGAAAUAAACACAGUUAUUAUUCGUUUUAUGGCAGCGAAACUACUAACUCUAUAUCAUUCCUUGCAAGUUAUUCUGUUCUUAUUAGUGACGUGGUUGAAAAAUCCCUUUAGGAACCCUUGGUCAGUAAAAUUAAAAUUGGAACCCCCAGCACGCUUAACUGACCCGAAAUAUGGAACUCAUAAAUAUUUAAAGGCUAAUAACAUUAAGCUGCAUUAUGUAGAGAGCGGGGAUCCGACCAAACCACUCAUGUUAUUUGUUCAUGGAUUCCCAGAGCUCUGGUAUUCCUGGCGGCAUCAGAUUGUUAAUUUCCAAAAGGAUUAUUGGUGUAUAGCCAUUGAUAUGAGAGGAUACGGCGACUCCGAGAAGCCAGAAGGAAUCGAACAUUAUAAACUGAACACUCUGGCAGCCGAUUUGAGAGAUUUGGUUCGACAGUUAGGAAGAGAAAAAUUCAUCCUCGUGGCUCACGAUUGGGGCGGCGUUGUAUCGUGCAGAUACCGAGAUCUUUACCCAGAAUCAUUGUCAGCUGUGGUGGUAUUGAGUGGUACCUCGACUGAAGCGUGGCUUAAUGCCAUCUGGACUGAUUCAGACCAAAGAAAGAAGUCAGGUUACGUUUUCCUCUACCUAAUGCCCGUAUUACCAGAGCUUUUGCUUCAAAGUAACGAUUUGGGAAUUCUGGACACUGUGAUGCUCGUGAAGGGGAAACAAUCAGUGGAUUUGGAAGAUCUAGAAUGUUUCAAAUACUGGUUACGUAAGCAAGGUGCACUAACUCCUCCAAUUAACUAUUACCGAGCUAAUUUCGGAUACUCUAGUGAGCUGAAACCACAAGAUCAGCAGCCAGUUCCGUUUCUAUUCGCACAUGGCUCUAAUGAAAAAUAUCUGAACGCAAAAAUCAGAGAAAAUAUUAAAACACUUUAUCAGCACGUGGAAAUAGCAAUCAUUGAGGAUAGCGGUCACUUUACACAACAAGAAGAUCCAGAAAAAGUAAAUAAACUUAUAAGGGAUUUCCUUGCGAAACAAAACUUGUAGUCUUUGUAUAAAUUUAGACCAAUUAAAAAACAUUAGAGACUCGUACGGUGACUAUGGUAAAAAAAAUUGGUCGUAUCUAUAGGAUUGUCACCUUAUUCUGGAAGAAGUAGAGAAGAUAUUUCGGAUUUCAUAGAGGGUAAAUAAAGAGUACAAACAUAGAUUUUUUUUCAUGGAAUAGGAAGACAAACGAGCGUACGGGUCACCUGUGUUUAAGUGAUCACCGCCGCCCACAAUCUCCCGCAACACCAGAGAAAUCACAGGAGCGCUGCCGGCCUUUAAGGAAGGUGUACGCGCUUUUUUUGAAGGUACCCAUGUCGUAUCGUCCCGGAAACACCGCACAAGCAAGCUCAUUCCACAGCUUUGUAGUACAUGGAAGAAAGCUCCUUGAAAACCGCACUGCGGAGGACCGCCACACAUCCAGGAUGAUAUCCUAACUUGUGGCGUGUCGUGCGAAGGUGGAAGUCAGCGGCAGGAAUCAGGUUAACUUAGAUUAAGGAUUGAUCUCCGCUGCGCUACAAUUAGAUACCGCAGGCGUCGCAAAGUGCAGCAACUAAUACUACGCACAAGUGAGCGUUCUCGACAAUGUCUCAGACAAUGUGUGACAUUGAGGUGCCACAUGUUCUGUUAAACUUUGCUAAUAAUUGAAACUAUGAUGCUGGGUUGUAACAAAACUUUGUAAAAAUAAUACUAUAAUAACGUCACAUAGCAUCAGUAACAAUUUUGUAUUUAACUAAUUUCAAUGUAAAAUAACAUGAAGCGAAUAUAAGUUACAUAAUUUGAAAGAUGCCAUUGAGUAUCAAGAUGCCACGCACACGAGCAUCUUUACAAAUAGCCAAUACACACUAAAAUAUAAAGUUGCCGUAAUAAAAAAUCAAUUGUUCUUAGGUAGUGUACGGUAUUUAGUUGGAGCUCAGCGGAGACCAAUCCUUGAUCAAAGAGUACAAAUUAUUAAAAAGUGUAUCAUUUAUUAAGUUUUUCAGUUUAAUGGCGAUGGGUCCCAACCAGUAUAGUAGUUAGUCCAAUAAAUAGAAUUAUUGUUUAUGUAAUGUAAAUGCUAAAAAAGUAUGACAAUAUUUGUCAAAAUAUUGAAAAUAUCUAGGAGUAGGUUGAAUACUCUAUUUUCGCUUACGGUUGGUAACCCUACGUACCGUUCCUACGUGUUGGAAAAAAGUGGUGGCGAUAAUCACUUACUAUCAAGUAAUCCCCCCCCCCAUACGUUCGUUUGUCCACCUCUUAAAUGUAAAAAAGAGGAGACCUUUAGUCAGCUUUCAUUCGCUUUCGUUCUCUGUAUGUGUGAGACACAUUUUAAUACAAACUAAUGAAUAAGAAAAUUAUUUUUAUUUCAUUGUCCAAUUUUUUAAAUAUAAUACUACGAAAGAAAUAUAAUAAUAUGAACUUUGUAUUCUUCUAAUGUAUCAAUUGUUGAAUAAAUUAUACUUACUUA
Messenger RNA from Leptidea sinapis, 2671 nucleotides. RefSeq names its product epoxide hydrolase 3-like. The record is from RefSeq and is a predicted model, not a curated record. Gene Ontology annotation, molecular function: hydrolase activity. The transcript has 6 exons. Lineage: Eukaryota; Metazoa; Arthropoda; Insecta; Lepidoptera; Pieridae. The coding region runs from base 196 to 1227 and encodes 343 amino acids.